Medicago truncatula (barrel medic) is the source of this 1823-nucleotide messenger RNA. RefSeq names its product growth-regulating factor 5. Gene Ontology annotation, molecular function: ATP binding. Gene Ontology annotation, biological process: DNA-templated transcription; regulation of DNA-templated transcription; developmental process. Bases 353 to 1399 code for a protein of 348 amino acids. The record is from RefSeq and is a predicted model, not a curated record. Lineage: Eukaryota; Viridiplantae; Streptophyta; Magnoliopsida; Fabales; Fabaceae. Gene Ontology annotation, cellular component: nucleus. The transcript has 4 exons.
GAGACAGCAAAACCAAAGGUGCAUGGACUAACAUGCAUUUGCAUUUAAUUUUUUCUUUGUACAUUAGUUUAUGAAUUUGUGUAAAAGAUGUCAGAGACAAGGGCAGCAGCAGCAACAACAAAGGCAGGUGCAGAGAAAAAAACAGAAGCAUCACAGGUUCAGUCAUUAUAAGUUCAGACUCACUAUCUCACCCAUCCACCACAUAGCAAAAAUUAGUGAAGAGGUGGCAGAACACAAUUUUCAUAUUCAUUAACUAUUAUCCAUCCAUGCACAGUACAAUAAUCUCCAACCCCUCUUAACCCUCUUAAAUAAAAGCAUCUUCAAGAAAAUCCUUAUUUUUGUUUCUCAAAAAAUGAUGAGUGCAAGUUCAAGAAAUAGGUCACUUUUCACACCAAAUCAAUGGCAAGAACUUGAACAACAAGCCCUAGUUUUUAAAUACAUGGUUACUGGAACACCUAUUCCACCAGAUCUCAUAUACUCUAUUAAGAGAAGUUUAGACACUUCAAUAUCUUCAAGAAUCUUUCCUCAUCCACCAAUUGGGUGGGGAUGUUUUGAAAUGGGAUUUGGCAGAAAAGUAGACCCAGAGCCAGGGAGGUGCAGAAGAACAGAUGGCAAGAAAUGGAGAUGCUCAAAGGAAGCAUAUCCAGACUCAAAGUACUGUGAAAGACACAUGCACAGAGGUAGAAACCGUUCAAGAAAGCCUGUGGAACUAGUAGUUUCUUCUUCAACAACAACACCAACAAAUAACACAAACACAGCAUCUUCUUACAGCAACAGAAACAUCUCCUUGAACAACAACAGCAGCAGCAUAAACUCACCUUCUUCUUUCCCUUUCUCUACUUCAUCCAUGGCUUGUCAUGAUCAGUCACAAUCUUUUUCACAAUCCUACCAAAACUCUUCUUUAAACCCUUACUAUUACUCUCAAUCAAUUACCUCUACUAAACCACUUGAUCAUUCUCAUUUUCAAACUCAAGAUGCUACUACUCAUCACCUCUUUUUGGACUCAACAUCUUAUUCUCAGGAUGACAAGGACUUUAGGAGGCAAGUUCAAGGAAUAAGAGAUGGUACUGUGGAUGAGAGAACUUUCUUUCCAGAAGCUACAGGUUCAUCUAGGAGCUGUUAUCAUGAUUCAUAUCAACAACAACUAUCAAUGAAUCCCUUUAAGUCUUACUCAAGCUCACAGUUUCAGAAUAUCAAUGAUGAUAAUUCAAGACAACAACAAGAACAACACUGUUUUGUUUUAGGCACUGACAUCAAGUCAACAAGAACAACAAACAAGGACAAAGAAAGUGAGACAACUCAGAAACCACUUCAUCAUUUCUUUGGUGAGUGGACACCAAAGAACACAGAUUCCUGGCUAGAUCUUGCUUCUAACUCCAGAAUUCCAACAGAUGAGUGAAGUUAUUAUUUGAUUAAGAAUUGCUGGUGGAUACUGCCAAGAGAGAGUUAAAGAUCAAAAUGUUAUGUGUGGCUGGGGUGAAUUUUCUUUAGCAAAAGGUGUGAUCUUUAUUGUGUUAUGUAGGGGACCACAUUAGGAUUUUUUUGUGUGUCUUGAUGAUAUAUUUUAUUAUUAUUAUAAUAUGCUUUGUUUCUUCAACAUGAAGAAAAGUUAAAAAAAACAUGUCUCAGAUUUUCACACUUAAGAUGUUUGACUGGAAAGCAUAUUAAGUUGCUUAUGCAGUCUACUUUUUUAAAUGGGUGGUAGUAGCAAUAGCAAUCAAUCAAGGACAAAUUUAAAUUAACUUUCUGAUGCUUGUGCUUGUAUGUUGUGAUGUAUGGACCCAACAGCCAGAAAACAUGUGCAAUGAAUAUUUUGCAAUAUA